GCUGCUUCAGACAGGAGUUGUGUUGCAGAGACAGGACCGUUUUUAAUGGACCACAUUUCCCUCCGGAGGAUAUUUUACCGACUCGGGUGAUAGAACCGGACCCGAAGCAGACGCAGCAUCGCCCCGGUCCGGCCAUGGACGAGCAGGCUGGCCCCUUCUUCAAUAACAACAACAACAACUCGGGCUUUCCUGGGAAUAUUAAAGCUCCGCAGACUGUGGACGUGGGGGGCGGAGAGGCGGCCAGAGCCCAGUACAACAUCCCGGGGAUCUUACACUUUCUCCAGCAUGAGUGGGCCCGCUUCGAGGUGGACAGGGCGCACUGGGACGUGGAGAGGGCCGAGCUGCAGGCGCAGAUCGCCUUCCUGCAGGGGGAGCGGCGAGGCCAGGAGAACCUGAAGAAAGACCUGGUGAGACGGAUCAAGAUGCUGGAGUACGCCCUCAAACAGGAGAGGGCGAAGUUUCAUAAACUGAAAUAUGGGACAGAACUGAACCAGGGAGAAAUCAUACCUCCGAGUUACGAUUCAGACGAGGGGAAUGACAGCGAGGCUCCCAGUCUUCCAAACAGCAGCCAUCAGCUCAGCUGGAAGCAAGGACGCCAACUGCUCAGACAAUACCUGCAGGAGGUCGGCUACACGGACACCAUCCUGGAUGUGAAGUCUCAGAGGGUGAGAUCGCUGCUCGGGCUGACCGGAGACUCAGGAGAGAAACCUGCGGAGAACAAAGCCGAACACAUGGUCAACGGCACCGAGCCGUCCUCCCUGAAGGACAGCGGCAUGGUCAGUAAACCUGACAUGUCCGACUCGGCCACGGUGUUGGAGGCCUUUAAAUUCAUCGAGAGCGCCGCAGCAGAGUUCAGCGACGAUGAUGAUGAGGAGGAUAGCGAAGGGAGGGACAAGACCAUCUUAGACAUGGCUACAAUGGUGAGGAAGAAGCAGUCGUCUACGCCGUCCUCCACGACCUCUGACCUCAGCGACGACCCCGACACGGAGGAGGCACUGAAGGGCUUCGACUUCUUGGCGAGUCCCGACGAGCUGGACGGCUCUCCGGAGUCCAGGAGCGGGGAGGACAGUGGAGAGUGGGAGAAGGAGGAUCCGUCCUCUCUGGGGGAGCUGGCCUGGGACGUGGACCAGGGUCUGAUAGCGCAGCUGAAGGAGCAGUACAGGAAGGAGCGCAAGGGCAAGAAGGGGGUGAAGAUUUCCUCGUCUGAUUUUUGUCUCCCUCCUCCCUCCCGUCCUCCUCCAGGACCGAACCGGUCUAAGCUGCAGGACAUGCUGGCUAAUCUGCGGGACGCCGAGGAUCAUCCCUCCAUGCAGCCGUCCGUCACGCCUCCUUCCCGCCCCAGUGUUCCCAGACUCAAUGAACAGGAAGUGGGACGCUCGGAAGACGAAGCGAUGACCUUCCUGCCGUCUCCCGGGAAGUCCUUCAUAAUGGGCCGAGUGGACGAGGCAGUUUCUAAUGAGCUGGGACUGGGAGAACUGGCCGGUCUGACGGUGGCCAACGAGGCUGAAAACUUGGCGUACGACAUCACCAAUAAUAAAGACGCUCUGAGGAAGACCUGGAACCCCAAGUUCACCCUGAGGAGCCACUUUGACUCAGUCCGGGGUCUGGCCUUCCACCCGGUGGAACCCGUCCUGGUCACGGCCUCCGAGGAUCACACGCUCAAACUGUGGAACCUGCAGAAGACGGCCCCCGCCAAGAAGUGUGCUGCUUUAGACGUGGAGCCCAUCUACACAUUCAGAGCUCACAGCGGUGCGGUGUUGUGCGUCACGAUGAGCUCCAGCGGUGAGCAGUGCUUCAGUGGGGGGGUGGACGGUACCAUCCAGAGCUGGAACACCCCCAACCCCAACAUCGACCCCUACGACUCAUAUGAGCCGUCUGUCCUGCGGGGGGCGAUGUGCGGUCACACCGACUCCGUGUGGGGUUUGGUUUACAGCUCGGCACACCAGCGCCUCCUCUCCUGCUCCGCCGAUGGUACGGUCCGGCUGUGGAACGCCGCAAGCAUCUCGCCGCCUCUCGCUGUUUUCAACGAGAGAGGAGAGCUGGGAGUGCCGACCUCGGUGGAUCUGGUGAGCAGCGAGUCGGCUCACAUGGUGACGUCCUUCAGCACCGGACACAUCGGACUGUUCAACAUGGAGACGCAGCAGCUCGUCCUGCAGCUCGACUCUGCCGGACCGCCAGAGGCUCCCUGCAAGAUCAACAAAGUGCUGAGUCAUCCCACUCUGCCAAUCACCAUCACAGCUCAGGAGGACCGGCACAUCCAGUUCUUCGAUAACAACACAGGUAAACUGAUCCACUCGAUGGUGGCUCACCUGGACUCUGUCACGUGUCUCGCUGUGGAUCCAAACGGACUGUACCUCAUGUCUGGAAGUCACGACUGCUCUAUCCGCCUGUGGAACAUGGAGAGUAAGACGUGUAUCCAGGAGUUCACGGCGCACAGGAAGAAGUCGGAGGAGUCGAUCCACGACGUGGCGUUUCACCCCACAAAGUGCUACAUCGGCAGCGCCGGGGCGGACGCCCUCGCUAAAGUCUUCGUAUGACCGGAGACCCCGUCGCUGCGGAGCGUCCCUGAAGAUGUGAGGAAGAGGAGCACGUCUCCACCUCUGAGUCUGGGCGAGGAAGCAGAAAGCUGAAGGGGACAGUUUACCUGGACUGCUCCUUCUAAGAGUUGUCAAAUAUUCACCCCACCCGCCUCUUCCCCUGUUGGGACUUAGGCUGGCCCGGGUCCCGAAACAAACAAACCUCUGGAUGAGACGAUGAAUGAAAACAGGAAGUGGCAAAAAAUGAAUAAAAAGCAGGAACUCUCAGAACAUUUCAGUAAAGCUGGAAUAUUAUUUUCUUUCUCUCCACCGUCUCUGACCCCGGCCUGUUGGUGUUGCUUAGACUUAUUGUUCAUGAUAAUGUGCCUUUUUUCUUCACAAUAUGAAUAGUUUAAGGUGUUGAGGAAAAUGUAUUUCGUGCAUCAGAAGAUCCACUUUUUUCAAAAAUAGGUAAAGUAACGAUCCAUUUAUUUUAAAUAUUCAGUCAGAUCUGAAUGCUUCUUUUGAAGACCAAAUCCUUUCAUUCAUGAUAAAAAGAACGCUCUAAUUUCGCCUCACGAUGACCUCCCUUUUCUUAAAUCUAAUUUGGUGCUUUUUCCUGUUUUACGUUAUGCCUGCAGCCUGAAGAAGACACAUAACAAACACCUGGUGGGUUUCAUUUCAAAAUCAGAGGGUUUCCAACACAUCAGCGAUCCCAUUAUUAGUCAUUUACAUUACAAGUAAAACCAAAGCAACUUACAUACUCUCAACACUGUGGACAAUCCUCACAGGAGCAACUUUUGGGUGAAGUGUCUGGCCCAGGGACAUGCUGACUGCAGUGGGGAUUGCACCCGGGCUCCAAAGAUCAGAGCACUAAACCACUGAGCCACAGCCUCCCUAGACUAGAGAAGAAGUUAGGCUAUGUUGAUGGAGAUAAAGAGGAACUGGCUUUCUGCUGCACUUUAGAGUAACAGGGAGAAUUUAAUUUACACAUUUACAUCUGAGCAGCAAACACCGACAACACGCUACAAGCUUAAUGUAACCCCAUACUGACAGAAAGAGGAACACUACAGAGAGAUUUCACUGUCUGAAUUGAACCCCUUCAGAGUGUUUGGAUAGCAGCAGAACACAUCUGCCGUCACAUGGCUCUUUAAUAGUUGUAGAAAACUUCUUUCCAAAGUGAACAAACAAAUCUGAAAAAACAGAAAUAAUGUGGGUUUGAAUUCAUGUGACAUUUUGGAUCGAAUCUCUUCUGAUUCAGUGGUUUUGAAAUCCACAUUGUGCUGCUUCUCAUUGUGUAUUUAAAGUCUGACAAACUAAAGCUAUUCUCAUUUAUUGGUUUUUAUUCUUUGUGUUUAUGAAUUACUUAUUGCCAAACUGAAAGCCAAGCGACUCAACGAGGGACGACGAGAUGCUUCCUACUGAACCUGACAGUUGUUGCUAAUGCUAAUUAGCUCGUUUUGUUGUGAAAUCACAUUUAAAGUCACAGCUGUUUAGUUCCCAAACCACACACGCACACGCACACACACACACUCCCCUACAGAUUUGUAAAACGCUUUUUAUGCUGACUGCCUGGAAAUACUGUAUUUUGUUUAAUUAUUGUUAUUAUUGUUAUUCUGCGCAACGACUAGUUUUUUAAAAAACUUUUGUGUUUGGUGACAGACUUGUAAAAAAUACAGGUAGAUAUUUUUUUUAUUCUCUGUUUUACUUGAAGAGUGAAGUUGUAUUCCUUUGGGGGUUUCUGCUGGGGUUGUGAGAAGUAUAUGUGUACUUGACUUUACCUCUCAGCACUACAUAACACUUUGUUUGUUGCUUUGAACCAAAUUAUCAUCUCAGAAAUUGCAGCUGUUUGUGGGACGGAGGAAAACUUUUGGGGGGGGGGGUUGUGUUGCUUUUCUUUUAAAUUGCAAUUGUGUAAAAAGGGUUUGUGUACAGUUUUAAAGCAGAUCUAUUUAUAAACGUGGUGUAAUUUAAGGGACAUUUGAACCGCAGAGUGAAAGUCACGGACCUUAAGGAGAGCUGAAUGAUCAAAUAUUAUUUAUGUAAACAUUUAGAAAGUUGCGGUUUGAUUAAAGCUUUCCUGUGAAACGAUGCAGGGAAUGAGUGAAGUCUGGUUGUUCACCUCCUCAUCUCAAUCUGAGUUCAAUGACAGGAUCUUUUGGAGUGUUUAAAAGGCCGAAAAUGUGACCCGAGAGUUUGGUUUACUUUACAUUCUGGAACCUUUUAAAAGCUCUUAAUAUUCAGCCUGUGAUGAGGGUUUCAUUUAUAGACACUGAGCAGCUUUAACGUGUCCCAAGCCAAAAGAAAAAGGUUGUAAAACCAGGAAUUGAAACCUUAAAGGGAAGCAAGAAUCGGUUUUGUUUUUAUGGAGUCUGGUUGCUUGUUGAGUUCAUGUAUCCCGCUGUUGCAGAAACAUGUCUACAGAUGACAGUUUAUUGCACCCUAAAUGAAAGCAUAAAUCAAAUAGAGCUCAUAUUUUGGUUUAUCUUCAUGCUUUGUUAAUCUGAAAACAGCUGACUUACACUAGACUCCAUUCACAUUUAUGUACUGUCUUCACUUUCUGAGCAAUAGCGUCAGUGUUUGCCAAUGAUUGAAUCUCAUUCACCAUUUUGUUUAAAUUAGAGAGCUCUGAUGAUCGUCCCUCACACUACAUUAGCGGUAACACUAGUCAGUAGUGACGUAGGCAGCUGAACUCUGUAAGGUUUAUAUUUUGUCGUCUUCAGUGGCCAAAUGCAGAUGUGAACCUACAAGCUGAACGAAGACAGUUCAGUUUGCCUGUAAUUGAUUGUUGUCCUUUACCGUGUACAGUGAUUCUAUUAAAGAGAGAUUAUAGAUGCUAAACUGGCUGUACAUAAAGUACAUACAGGUGUUGUUCUCCUUUUUUCAUUGUUGUUCUUUACUUUUCAAAAUGGGAUUUAUCAGUAACAACAAUAAAGGAAUAUGUUGUAUAUCA
Molecule: messenger RNA, 5469 nt
Organism: Eleginops maclovinus (Patagonian blennie)
Lineage: Eukaryota; Metazoa; Chordata; Actinopteri; Perciformes; Eleginopidae
Gene: strn
Product: striatin, calmodulin binding protein
Exons: 18
Coding region: 135-2537 (800 amino acids)
Cellular component (GO): dendrite
Molecular function (GO): protein-containing complex binding; calmodulin binding; armadillo repeat domain binding
Source: RefSeq, a predicted model, not a curated record